This is a messenger RNA of Microthlaspi erraticum, 900 nucleotides long. The record is from the annotation of a GenBank genome assembly. NCBI's taxonomy places the organism in Eukaryota, Viridiplantae, Streptophyta, Magnoliopsida, Brassicales, Brassicaceae.
AUGGCAACAAUCACUACAUUUUCUUCAUCUCUAAAAUUUUGGUUCGUCUUAUGUUCCUUCUCUUUCUUAUCUCUCAAAACUCUCUCCCAGCCUCGAGUCAAUCACUUACACACCUUUUGCAACGACCAAGCCGACAGGUUCGCAGAAGCCAGCUCUUACGACGAAAACCGUAAAUCCACCCUCAAGUAUCUCCGCGCCACAACCUCCGACGCAACCUAUCUCAGCGUCACGAAAGGUCUUAACGCCGACAUAGUCUAUGGCAUGUACCAUUGCAGAGGAGAUAAUACCAAAAGGUCCAAAUCAACAUGCAGAAUCUGUGUCAGGACCGCAACUACACUGAUCGCUAAAACAUGCACCAAUCAAAAAGAAGCUAUCAUAUACUAUGAAGAGUGCAUGGUACGUUACUCGGAUUAUUCCUUCUUCGGACUCCUAGAAACUUCGCCGAAAUUCUUAACAUCCUCUCCUAGUAACUUUCCUGAUAAGAGUCGGUUCGGAGAUACACUUUCUAGUAAGAUGGACAAACUUAUCACGAAAGCAGCGUCGACGACUCUGUGGCCGGAACCAUAUUUAGCGCAUGAUCAACAACGUGUGAAUGAUUUCGAUAGCUCGUACGUAGUGGAGUCAUUGGUGCAGUGUAGUCCUGAUAUUGAUUCAGGAAACUGCACCAAGUGCUUGAGACUUGCGGUACAAGAUAUCUUGGACUGUUGCAGCCGGUCUCGUACGGCUCAGAAUUUUCUUCCUAAAUGUCUCGUUAGGUAUAACACCUCCUCUUUGCCAUUGAACGACCCGACGACUCCGAAACCGAGACCGAGUCUUGGUGUUAUAAAAGGAAACAAGAUAUUUGAGAGAACUUUUACCGCAGUCAUAACAGCUUCGGCGUUAGCACUUGUAGGUCUAUGA